This is a messenger RNA of Anisakis simplex (herring worm), 255 nucleotides long. The record is from the annotation of a GenBank genome assembly. Lineage: Eukaryota; Metazoa; Nematoda; Chromadorea; Rhabditida; Anisakidae.
GUAAGACUCAAUGAGGACACAAUUGAUGUGAUCGGUGAAACGUUCGGUAUAUCAGAAAAAAAUCCGAUGAACACAUUCGCCGAUGUGGAAAUCAAGAAUUUGACACUGCUGAAUUUUGUGAACAAUCUUCGACAGCGGAAUCUUGUGCUCGACUAUCGUCUCUUAAGUAAUCCGGUAGUUGCAGCUGGUGCCAUCGAUAUGCUUGCUAAGGGCGAAAUCUCAUGGUAUUUAUAUGCAGUGACUUGUUUUCUUUGA